Molecule: messenger RNA, 1614 nt
Organism: Mercurialis annua (annual mercury)
Lineage: Eukaryota; Viridiplantae; Streptophyta; Magnoliopsida; Malpighiales; Euphorbiaceae
Exons: 1
Coding region: 1-1614 (537 amino acids)
Molecular function (GO): zinc ion binding; nucleic acid binding
Source: RefSeq, a predicted model, not a curated record
AUGACAGAGGAGAGUGGAGUGCAGCUGAUGAGCAAAUUAAUGCAUGACAGAGGAGAGUGGAGUGCAGCUGAUCGGUCGACGAAGAAAGCAAAAUUCAGGAAUGUUGAACAACCUGACAGUCCUGUUGGGAUUAUGUCUUUCAGAGACAAAGUUUUGCAAGCGGAUAAAGCACGCGAGGAUUAUGUAGCUGGGAAUUUAGAAGAAUUCGAACUAUAUGAUGAUGAUGUGAGUAUUGUGAAAGAUGGAAUCCUGCCUGCUAUUGAUUUCUCUCCUAGAGUUCGUGAUGAACUGGCUAAGCCAUGGCGUACUACAGUUGUUGUCAAACUCUUGGGUCGUCCUAUUGGAUAUAAAAACCUGUGUAACAGGCUUGAUGUUUUGUGGAAUUUUACACAGGGUUUUGAUAUUAUAGAUCUUGAGAAUGAUUUCUUUCUAGUCAAAUUCCGUAGUGGUGGUGAUGUGGAAGCAGUGAUCACCGGAGGUCCCUGGGUUAUACUGGGACAUUACCUAUCUGUUCAAUCGUGGAAACCUAGCUUUGAUUGUUUUGAUGCGAAUAUUCAAUCCAUUGUUGCCUGGAUUAGACUCCCUGGUAUGUCCAUUCAGUACUAUAACAAGAAAGUUCUUCGUUUCAUUGGGCAAAUGGUAGGGAAGGUCAUAAGGAUUGAUUACUGCACUGAAUCUGCGGAACGGGGAAAGUUUGCACGCAUUGCUGUUGAGAUUGACCUAAUGAAACCUUUGGUUUCCCAUUUCAGCCUGGAUGGUAGGGUUCAAAGUGUUGAAUAUGAGUGUCUCCCUAGAAUUUGCUUCUCAUGUGGUAAAUUUGGCCAUACUAAAGAGCAUUGCCCAGAAACUAUUACUCCGGUGGCAGCUAAAGAGAUCAUCAGUGAGAAGACGGAUGUUCCCAUACCUGAUCGGGAUCCGGUCUCGUCUGACCCGGUGGCUAACCCGAAGUACGGCCCGUGGAUGAUAGUGGGUCGAAGAGGGAAGCCAAGAUUUGAUAGCAACAAAUCUAAUCACAACAAUCCUGGCAAAUCAGUUAGCGAGAAAGAAUCUAGUGGAUCUAGAUUUCAAAGUUUGGAAAAUGAAGUGAUUGAGGUGAUUGAGCAACUGCCAAAUAAAGCUAAUAUUUCUGUUUUGAAAGAUAUUACCAAUUUGAAGACUGUGGCGGGUCAUGGAAAUUCUUCACCCAGGGUUCCUAUCAAAUCCCAUGCAGCUAAUGUCAAUAUUAACCCUAAUGGAUCAGUGAUGGCUAGCUCCAAACAGGCCCAAGUCCCAAAGCCCACCAUGCCAGCUAGGUCUGAAAAUACAAGAUUCAUAAUUAAUAAGGCCCCCACUAACUUGGACCCUAAACAUCAUUCUGUUGUCUCUGUUACUUUUAAUCAUCCCUCAAGCUCCUCCAACCAUAAUCCUCAAACUGAAACAGUGGAGUUAGAAGGAAUGGACAUGGAAUCAGAGUACUUGGAACCUGCGCCACCAGAUAUAGCAGACCUGAAUGGGAAUAUUAAGCCUAAUAUGAAACUUUGUGAUUUAAAUGGUAAUAGCUCUAUGGAGGCUUCGUUUGUGGAUCUUUGUCCUAAUGGAAAUGAGGAGAACAUGGAGGAUGUUUCUCAUGUUUAG